This is a messenger RNA of Sorghum bicolor (sorghum), 1023 nucleotides long. RefSeq lists its product as uncharacterized. The record is from RefSeq and is a predicted model, not a curated record. The transcript has a single exon. Bases 289 to 609 code for a protein of 106 amino acids. Lineage: Eukaryota; Viridiplantae; Streptophyta; Magnoliopsida; Poales; Poaceae.
AAGACAACGGCAAAGCGCGCAUUCAACCAGACCCCUCACACCCUGCAUUCUGAUAGCGACGUGGGGUGUUUUCAAUUCGAGAUCGAGAAAGAACGUGUGAACUGCAGACAUGUCUGGCCUCUCGAUGGUCAAUGCACUCUCAACUCUGAAGGCCCUAUAAGACGAUAGCAAAGCCUUCGUCUCUAGCUCCACGCCCUGCAAGAGUUCCAGAGCCAAGUCGCAGCCCCCGGCCAGAAGGCUUGGCUUGUCCAAGCGAGACGCCCAGCAUCAGCAUCAGCAUCAGCGGUAAUGGAUGAGCGAGGGGAGGCUGCCGGCGCAGUCCAUGGCCGCCGCGACGACUUCCGUCUCCAGCCUCUUCUCCUCGACACCGCGCGCGUGCUCAUGCUGUUGGGCGUGGCCACCAUCUUCUCUGCAGGCUUCGACAGCCCCGCCGCCAGUGCGACGCCGACGCAGGCCUUGGUUGGUCUCCUCCUCUGGCUGCUCGGCGUGUGCCUCCUCGUCCUCGUGCCAGUGGCAGCAGGACGGUUCCUGCAACUGCAAGCCGCAUUGGCCGUCGCCGCCGCCAUGGCCGUCGCCGUCCUCAAGCACCUCCUUGCUCUGUCCAACUAAAGCUCCACCAUGCAGUGCGCUGCGGGCCGGUUGGGUACACCGUGCAGUACACCUGACCUGGUCUGCUUGAAGCCGGGUACCGACUACCGAGCUCCCUCCAAUUCUAUCUGCUUAUUACUCAGUUACGCCUUGCUUUUGGUUUGGUGGGGUUUAGAGGAGAUUAAAAAAGAUGGGUGGUAUUUUAAUUAUUACCCCUACAGGUUAAAAUCCCUCUCAAUCUUUCAUAUAAAAAAAAGAGAGAUCCCUCUCAAUCCCCUUAUAGAAAGAAAAAUUAAAGAACAAACCCUCACGGGGUGCUUUGUGUGUUUUCUAUGGUAGCAAAUGUAUUAUGCUCUAUAGCCUGUACUGUAGUAUAUGCAAGGUAAGCGCUGAAGUUGUCACGAUUAAACGAAGCAAGGAUUAUCCUACCCUGCU